Guyanagaster necrorhizus is the source of this 3279-nucleotide messenger RNA. RefSeq names its product argonaute-like protein. NCBI's taxonomy places the organism in Eukaryota, Fungi, Basidiomycota, Agaricomycetes, Agaricales, Physalacriaceae. The record is from RefSeq and is a predicted model, not a curated record. The transcript has 11 exons. Gene Ontology annotation, molecular function: protein binding; RNA binding. The coding region runs from base 126 to 2957 and encodes 943 amino acids.
CGACGACGACGACGACGACGACGACGGCGUAGACAGUACUGACGACGUCGACGUCUCCGCCGGCAUCAGUUCCAUCUUUUCAUCGCUGCUUAAUCGUAUUUUCUAUCGCUCUCUCAGUCCACAUCAUGAGUCUCAGAGGUGGUCCAGAUAGACGUCGUGGUGGCUAUGACAGAGGCCGUGGCGACAACUUUGGAGGGCGAGGCGGCAGAGGUGCUCCAGGUUUCAACAGAGGACUCGCUCGAGGUGGAUUCAGUGGCCCCAACAUCUACAAGGAAAAUGUUCCAGCACAGAUACCCGACUGCCUGACACCAGAGAACCAGGAUAAGCUUAUCGGUGCCCUUCGAAAGGUACCACCCAAGCCAGAACGUCCAACACGGCCUGGCUUUGGUACCUUGGGGAAGCCCGUCGUUUUGCGUGCUAAUUUUUUUGUAGUGAAGCUUCCUGAGGGCCCUCUCUUUGAGUACGAAAUCAAAAUAGAGCCAGCUACUCGUUUGAAGGAGCGCAAGGACCGUAUUUUCUGGCUGCUUGAGCGCCGCCCUGAGGUACGGCCUCAGCUGGGCUCUAUUGCUCACGAUAGAGGUACGCGCCUUGUGUCGGCCAAUAAAUUGCCCAAUUUGCGCGUGGAAAUACCGUUCUACGAAGAGGGCCAGAAUGGACCUCCACCUAACACCAUCACAUAUACCGUUUCCGUCGUCUUCAAGGGCGACCUGAACUUCAGUGAACUCUCCAAGUACCUCAACGCUGACAAGGAACACAGGGAUUACGAUCCAUUACCCAUCAUCUCUGCUCUCAAUUUAGUAAUGCAGCAGAACGCUCUGCACACGGGCGUGCGUAUCGGGCAGAACAAGUAUUACUUUCAGCCUCCUCCUGGUCAACGCAAGGUUCUCGGACCAGGCAUCGAGGCAUGGAGAGGGUAUUUUCUCUCUGUUCGGCCGGCUUAUCAGCAGCUGAUGGUCAACAUAAAUGUCUGUAUGGCGCCGUUCGUCGAGCCGGGUAAUCUCGCGGAUGUUCUUGAGUCGUUCAAUCGGAAUUCUUCGGGGGGAAUGCCAACGCUUCCCAAGGCGCUUGCCAGAAGCAUCAAGGUCGUUACUACCCAUCUUGGAUAUAAACGUCACUACAAGCUCUGGGAGAUUGGCCUCAAAUCUGCCCGGGACACCACUUUUCCCUGCGAAGAAUUUGGAAAGAAGGAUAUGUCGGUCAAGGAUUUCUUCAAGAAAAAGUAUGACAUUUCUCUGCAUCAUGCAACUGACCUCCCAGUGGUCAAUGUCGGGAGUGUCAAGAGACCAAUAUGGCUACCCGCCGAAAUAUGCAGGAUCGAAGCCGGGAAUCCGUAUCGAGGACGGCUAGGCGAUCAAGAAGUGGCCCAGAUGAUUCGAUACGCGUGUAACCCCCCGCGCGUUAAUGCAGAGUUUAUCGUCGACGAGGGGUUCAAAAAGUUAUCCCUCUCACCUCCUCAGCCGCCCGUCAACAUGUUUGGCCUCUCCAUCGACCAGGAAAUGGCCGUCAUCCCUGGCCGCGAGCUUCCCCCUCCGACAUUGUCGUACCGCCAGGGAAGUCCGAGGGUGACCAAUGGUUCAUGGAACAUCCUUGACACCACGUUCCACCGCGGUGCGACCGUCAAUGGAUUCUGGGUCCUCCCAAUACGAGAACGGAUGCAUGAUAAAUAUCCUUCUCCGCAGGACAUCAAGCCGUUGAUCAUGGCGUUCUCGAAGAAGCUGCAGUCGGCUGGGAUGAAUGGACCGGCGGGAAUGCUACGAUUGUUGAGGGAAUUGCCGCCAUUGGCUCCUGUGCGUGAGGAUCCAGGGAGGGUGAACUCAUUGAAUCUCAUCAGGUCGUGUUUGCGGCAUGCGAUGCAAACGGGUCCCAGGCCGAGUUUUGUGUUGGUGUUGUUGAUGUAUAGGGACAAUUUCAUUUAUCCUGGUGUCAAGCGAAUCGGAGACUGUGAGCUAGGGUUGCAGACGAUUACGAUGCAGCUCGACAAAGCGAUGAGAAAAAAAAAACAGGAUCAAUAUCUCUCGAAUAUCGCCUUGAAGGUGAAUACGAAGCUUGGGGGGAUCAACCACAAGCUGGAUGAUCAAGCCAUGAGGUGGUUGCGCAAGAAGAAGACGAUGAUGGUGGGGAUCGAUGUUACCCACCCUGCUCCGGAGACGAGAUUUGGCACUCCAUCGAUCGCGGCGAUCGUGGCGAGCGUGGAUGAUGAUUUCGUCCAGUUCCCAGCGAGCAUGAGGAUCCAGAGGCCUGAUACUAAUAAGCACUCCAAAGAGGUCGUCGAGGAGCUACAGCAUAUGAUGCAUGAGCGUCUGUUGGUGUACAAGAAGAAGAACAAGGCGUUGCCGGAGAGGAUUCUCGUGUUCCGGGAUGGUGUCUCUGAGGGCCAAUAUGAUAUCGUCAUUCGGGAGGAGGUCGUACAGAUCAAGGAGGCUGCGAAGAGACUGAAUACCAAGGAUGGGAAGGCUUACAAACCGCUUGUAUCUGUCAUUAUAUGCGGGAAGCGCCAUCAUUCUAGGUUCUACCCUACAGGUGGUGCGAAUGCAGACAAGAACGGCAACACGAAACCUGGGACGGUGGUUGACAAGGGGAUUACUGGAGUAUUUGAUUACGAUUUCUAUCUGCAAGCGCACGCUGGUCUGCAGGGCACGGUGAAGCCGACGCAUUACGUUGUCAUCUACGAUGAGAACAGCCUUGAUGUGGAUGAGCUCCAGAAGGGAACGAACAAUACUAGUUAUUUGUAUGCGCGGGCGACGAAGGCUGUUAGUCUGAUUCCGGCGGCCUAUUAUGCGGAUCUGGCGUGCGAGAGGGGAAGGUGCUACCUAAAUGAAAUCUUGUCCGGUGAUAACUCGACUGUUUCAGGGUCGCUUAGUCGGGAUGAGGAGGCGGCGAAAGUUUUCCAGGCUGCGGAGAAGGCUUGGGGUAAAGGGCUUCAUGAUGAUAUCAAGGAGAGUAUGUUUUAUAUCUAAAGGAGGGGUUUGCUUGUUUACUAUCUAUUUGCUUUUGUGCUGCCUUUUUGUAACACUGCAUCUAAUUUGGAUGAGAUCAUUACUAUUCAGACCCUGGCAGCAUCAAAGAUAGUGUGAAAAGGAGGGUCUCUGUUAGACAUAGGAAUAGUAUGAUACAAACACAUUCACUUAUCUAUUUGAUAUUCUUUUCUUUUUUGGUAUGACACACUGUUCUGCACUUCUCAGCUUUCAACCACAAUGCUGAGAUGUGAGUACUCUUUAUAUCUACUUCUGUCUUACUGUAUUUACUCAUUAUCUAUAUAGUAAUGUUAUGACAUUCUAU